Molecule: messenger RNA, 1358 nt
Organism: Myxocyprinus asiaticus (Chinese sucker)
Lineage: Eukaryota; Metazoa; Chordata; Actinopteri; Cypriniformes; Catostomidae
Product: tissue factor-like
Exons: 6
Coding region: 62-928 (288 amino acids)
Biological process (GO): blood coagulation
Cellular component (GO): membrane
Molecular function (GO): protein binding
Source: RefSeq, a predicted model, not a curated record
CAGAGGAAUUAGUCUAACGAAAUAUUCUCACGCUCAUAUUGGACUAUUUACCGUCAGAACGAUGGAAAGCAAAACUAUAAUGUUCUCAGCACUUUUUCUCGCCUGGCUUGCGCACGUUAACGGAUCCCCAGCUUCAGUAAAAGUGGACCAGCUUCCCAAAGCAACAAAUCUGACAUGGUCAUCUUACAAUUUCAAAACAAUUCUAACAUGGGGACCUGAACCUGUCAACUAUACAUACACAGUUGAAUUCUCAAGAGUUGGAGGUAACGCACAGAGAAACCCUCACUGCAUUAAAAGCUCUGAAGCCGAGUGUGACCUGACCAAUGAACUGUUGGAACUGAAGGGAGUCUAUUCUGCUGUGGUAGUCUCAGAACCGCUGCCCGGCAUGACGACUAGCCAAGAUGAACCUCCUUUUACCAGAUCAAAGACUUUCUGCCCUUACAAUGAGACUCUGAUUGGAAGACCCGAGUUCAAAAUAGUUGUGCGUGAGGACAAGAGUAUUACGCUGCUCAUAAUCGACCCAAUCACAGCUCUGCACAAAAAUGGGAGAUCUCUGAACAUCCGUGAUAUCUUCAAGAAAAACCUCAAGUACAAGGUCUCGUACCACAAGGCUGGAAGCACAGGAGAAAAAAUAGAAAUUGCGGAACGAAGCAAAGUCGAGUUUAAAGCACUAGAUGUGGAUCAGAGUUACUGUUUCAGUGUGGCGGCAUACAUCCCCUCUCGUAAAGGAGACAAGAGUGUUGGGGUGUGGAGCCUCCCCAAAUGCUCCCCAGGGGUUAACAAGAGCGUGUUUGAGGAGUAUGGACUGCCAGUGAUCGGAGCAGCAGCACUCAUUAUCCUGGUUUUUUUGAUUGGUGUAAUUUUGAUUGUGUUGUGCUGCAAACGAACACAAAAACAAACUCUGAUGGCCAAGGAAGAAUUGGUCUAAAUUUCUGACACGGAGGAAGAGAACAUUUCUGCUUAUCAAGUGCAGAAUGAGACAUUCCGCACAACUGUAUUAACCAUUCUUGUGUUGUUUUGUGUAUGCAUAGCACACCAGCAGUGCAGAAAUGGACUGGUUUCUGUGAAACCAUACACAAUAUGUUGUACAAAUCAAACUUUUUUUUUUUUUUUUUUAUGUGGAUGAAUACAACUGUAUAUUUUAUUAAAUUAUUUUUAUUUAUUCAGAAAUGCGUGGGUGUAUAGUAUUAGCUGCUAUAUGUGUAUAUAGUUUUUAUGUCUUGAAAGAUCAUUAAAUUAUAUAGUGUGUGUAUAUGUAUAUAUAUUUAUAUGUAUAUAUAUAUUUUUUUUUUAAUGUAAAUUAUACAAAUAUAAAUAAAUGUAUAUUUGAAAUGGAUUAAAAAAAAAGAAAAAUUAAC